AUGUUGAUGUUUGGCUCACUUGAAGAUAUUAAAGGAGUGAAGGAAACAGACGGUCAAAAGAGGUGCAACAAUUUGACUGGGCUUCACCGCUUGAGUGGAAUCUAUAGGCGCUUGAGCGGCAGAGCAGUACUUCUCAUCCAAACCAAGGCACUCAAGCACCUGCUCAAGGGGCAUAGCUUAGACUCAAGAGGACACUGGCCCUUGAGCGGGACACGCGAAUCUAGUGCAUAUCCCUAG
This is a messenger RNA of Prunus armeniaca (apricot), 237 nucleotides long. The record is from the annotation of a GenBank genome assembly. Lineage: Eukaryota; Viridiplantae; Streptophyta; Magnoliopsida; Rosales; Rosaceae.